Molecule: messenger RNA, 1498 nt
Organism: Fragaria vesca subsp. vesca
Lineage: Eukaryota; Viridiplantae; Streptophyta; Magnoliopsida; Rosales; Rosaceae
Exons: 3
Coding region: 366-701 (111 amino acids)
Molecular function (GO): RNA binding
Source: RefSeq, a predicted model, not a curated record
UCUAUUUGCAGUUUUGCCAUUACCCCUACGAACUUACAUGUUUGUCCUGCUUUCCCGUUUAUUCGCAGUUUUGCCAUUACUUCUUAUAUAUUUAUUAACUGCUGGACUGGAUCGAUGCCUACCUCUUCUUUCUUCCUCUCUCUUGCCUCUCUGCAUACUGCGAGUUACGUCCUCGCUCUUCGCCGCUUCUUACUUUCUCGAGCGAUUGAUUUGGGGUUCGUCACCUGGUUUUGGGUUUCUGUGUUUGUGUUUUGGUUUUCUUGAUUCAUUCUCUUCUAAUUAAAGCGAUUGAUUUGGGGUUCGUCAAAGGCAGCAAUAUAAUCAGUUGGAGUUCCAAAGGCAAAAGUUGAAUCAAAUUUCUGCUCAUGCGUUACAAGCAGCAAUCGGACAUUGACAAAAGAUGUGAGUACCGUCUUUAUAACGGUUGGGGCAGACCGGCAGAGAACGCAACUUGUAUCACCUUAAAACCCUUUGGUAAGCAGCUUCGCUUUAGUUGGCUGGAGGUUGUUGGAAGCUCUCCAGAGGCAAAUUUGCAAUUUGCCAGCAAGUUGUUCAAUGCAAAGGUUGAUGACGCCAGAGAUGGAACUGUUGCUAUGGUUGCACAAAAGCAAAUACGCCAGAGAGUAUUUCUUCUAGGAGUUCAAGACUUUCUCUUCAAGAUAGAGAUAGCAUUUCAAACCCUUUACCCUAAUCUCACCUAGUUAUAUUUUUGAAAAGCAAGCAGCGAUCUCCUCAGUCUUGCAGCAUAAUCUGAUAGAAAUAUCUUAUCCGUUGUUACGAUCUUUGUUCUCGUCAUUCAGUUUCUAAUUCUAAUACAAUACUGAUUUACAUUAUGUUUCGGAGUUAGUUCACCAACAGACCAGGACAUAAAAUUGGAAGGUCGUUCAAGCAAUUAUCAACCGCAUGCUGCUAAUUGCAUAUCAGUCUUCUUCUCCUAAAUCCUAAUAGGUUGAGUAGCAAGCCAGUCUUCUUCUCCUAAAUCCUAAUAGGUUGAGUAGCAAGCCGGAAAAACGUGGGACUUUCACGGUAAAAUCUGCUUAUCGGAUUGCACAGCAACAAGUGCUUGGUCAGGUUCUUACCUCUACCUUAAAUGGAGAUUCCUACUUGGAACUAUGGAAGCAUUUGUGGAGAGCUAGAGUACCUGGCAAGGGUUCAUAUGUAUGCCAUAAAGCUAGAGGUACCUGGUAAGGUUCAUAUUCGUGAUUCAGAGCUUGCCAUAAUAUUCUCCCAGUUGAUCACCAAGGGUUUGAAGGACCGGCUGGGUGUAUGUUAUGUCAUGCUCUACUGGAAAACAGGGAACAUGUCUUCUGUAAAUGUCCUAGUGCUCAUGCUAUAAUGACAGGGGAUCAUUCUUGUUAAAACAGGGUAUAUCUAUUGCCAAUUCGAGCCGAGCAAUUUUGUUCUGGAUAUCAAGACGUUGAGUACCUGAAAUUAAGCUGGUAUCUGGACCCAGGGCAUGCAGUGAUAUUGCACACAGUCCAGCAACCAUUUGCUUAUG